Messenger RNA from Hemibagrus wyckioides, 2619 nucleotides. RefSeq lists its product as uncharacterized. Gene Ontology annotation, molecular function: structural molecule activity. The record is from RefSeq and is a predicted model, not a curated record. The transcript is spliced from 8 exons. The coding region runs from base 129 to 2477 and encodes 782 amino acids. NCBI's taxonomy places the organism in Eukaryota, Metazoa, Chordata, Actinopteri, Siluriformes, Bagridae.
CACAGGUGAGGGUUCAAGCUCGUGCAGCCUUGCGUCCAAGCGCGCGCUUAGAGCUCCACACGCACAGACACGCACUCUAAUUACUGUCAUUAUUAUAUUAAUACUAAUAAUAAUCAGCAUCCGUUAACAUGUACCGGGGAGGCAGAGCAUCGUCUUUGGGCGCAGAAGCGCGUUUGGGUCGCACCCGCAGCCCGGUGCGGUACGGUGCCGGAGGCGCAAUGCAACCCGGAGAGGAAAAAGAGACGAUGCGCGGGUUGAACGAGCGCCUGGCGGAUUACCUGAGCCAGGUGAGACUGCUGGAGGAAGCCAACAGCAAGCUGGAGGCGCAGAUCAAGGAGGUUGUAACCGAGAGGCGCGCGACCGGACAGAAAGACUGGAGCGGCUAUGAGAAAACUGUCUCCACCCUGAGAGACCAGGUGAAAGAAAUGACUCUGGAUAACGCCCGCCUCAUGCUACAGAUCGAUAACGCCAGACUGGCUGCUGACGACUUUAAAGUCAAGUUUGAGGCAGAGAUUACUGUUCGCCAGGGAGUCGAGCAGGACAUCAUCAGCCUCCGGAAGAUGAUCGACGACACUCAUAUGAGCAGCAUGCAGCUGGAGAGCGAGGUGGAGUCUCUGACCGAGGAGCUCAUAUACCUGAAAAAGAGUCAUGAAGAGGAUCUCGCGAGUGUGAAAGGUCAGAUCAGAGACUCCAACGUGGACGUGCAGAUGGAGGCAGUGAAGGGCGAAGACAUCAACGAGACCAUCGAGAAAAUCCGGCAGCAAUAUGAAAAAGCAGUGCAGAAGAACCGUGAGGAGACUGAGGCCUGGUACCAAAACAAGUUUGAAAGCAUCUCAGUUGAGGUGAGGAGGAACACUGAUGCUCUCCAGCAGGGACAGAGCGAGCUGAAUGACCUGCGCAGACAGAAGCAAGGGCUGGAGAUCGACCUUCAGACUAUGCACAGCAUGAACCACUCUCUGGAAGACACACUGAACGAAACGCUGGGACGUUACUCCCGAAACGUGAACAAUCACAACAUGGUUAUCCAGAAGCUGGAGGCGGAGCUUGGCGAGGCUCACACCCAGGUGACGAGGCAGGGGACGGAGUAUCAGGCUCUGCUUAACAUCAAGAGUAAACUGGAAGAAGAGAUCGCCACCUAUCACAGCCUUCUGGAAGGUACAGGGCUGCCCUCCAAUGGUAUCACCGAUCCUGGAUUACCUGAAAAUUACGAUUUUAAAGGCACAAGGGCACGAGACGACGUCAACGUCAAGAAUGUCAGUCUACCAGAAGAUGCUAAUGUCAUAGAUAACGGUGCGUUUGAAGACACUGAUAUUGGAGGCGGCGGUUUGGGUGGAUCUGAUGAAAGUGUGGAGUUUUCACUAGAGCAAGCUCUAUGUGCUGAGCCACGUUGCCUACCUCCUGACCCGACACUCAAUAACAAGAUUGUGGAAGAAGAGGUGAUCACUCAGAAGGAUCUGGAGCUGAACGCUGCCAACACUGCCAUGAACAAGCAGUACAUUCACAAAGAAGCCGAACGAGGAAUGAACGAAGAUCCAGUCAUCCUAGAGGAAAUGGAGAAGGAGGAGGAGGAGGAAGAGGAAGAUGUGGGGAGCCCAGUGGAGGACCCUGUAGCUGAGAAGAAUGAGGAAGAGGAGACGGUGAGUCCUGUGGUGGACAAACAGAUGGAGAAGGUGGUGGAGGCAGUGGGUCUUGUGGAGAACACACAAGUGCAGAAGGUGGAGGAAGCAGCAAGUCUUGUAGAGCACAUACAGGAAGAGAAGGUGGAGGAUGCAGCAAGUGCUGUAGAGAACACACAUGCGGAAAGGGUGGAGGAGACCUCAAGCCCUUUGGAGAACACACAGGAGAAGAAGGUGGAAGGGGCAGCAAAUCCUGUGGAUAACACACAGGUGGAGGAGACCUCAAGCCCUGUGCAGAACACACAGGUGGAAGAGACCUCAAGCCCUGUGCAGAACACACAGGUGGAAGAGACCUCAAGCCCUGUGGAAAACACACCGGUGGAGAUGGUGGAGGACACACAGGUGGAAAAGACCUCAAGCCCUGUGGAGAACAAACAACUGGAGAAAGUGGAAGAGCCCUCAAGCCCUGUGGAGAAGAUGGAACAGGCAGAAAGUCUUUUGGAGAACACACAGGUGGAGAGGGUAGAGGAGACCUCAAGCCCUGUGGAGAACACACAGAUGGAGAAGGUAGAGGACACAGCACGUCCUGUGGAGAUGGUGGAAGAGACAACAAAUCCUGUGGAGAACACCGAGGUGGAGCUGGUGGAGGAGACCUCAAGCCCUGUAGAGAAUGCACAGGUGGAGAAGGUGGAGGACACAGCAAAUUCUCUAGAGGACACUCAAGCUGAGGAGGAAGAGGAGGAGGUGGAGGUAAAACCUGCUGUGGGGAAGAUUAAUCCAGAGGAGGAAGAGGAGGAGAAACAGAACGGGGAGGGGCCUGAGAACCCAGAGGUGGAGCCUUUGCUGAAUAUGAAAGAGUGAUGUGUCCACUGCAGUGUUGCACGACGUCCUCAGAUUUAAAUUACUGCCUUAAUCUCUUUCUUUCUGUAUUUCUCCCGGUCUCUGCUGUGCUUGUCUGCCUGUUGUCUUUAUGUUCAACAAUAAAAGAAGUGUGACCUCUGAA